Molecule: messenger RNA, 804 nt
Organism: Papaver somniferum (opium poppy)
Lineage: Eukaryota; Viridiplantae; Streptophyta; Magnoliopsida; Ranunculales; Papaveraceae
Exons: 1
Coding region: 1-804 (267 amino acids)
Source: RefSeq, a predicted model, not a curated record
AUGAGUGAUGUUUCUCUUUUGAGAAAUCUCACGUAUGCUGAUCUAGUGAAAGGAAAGCAACAACUUCCAACAACAUCUGUUGAUCUCAAUUCGUUACCAAAACCAACUUUGAAGGAUGGAAAACCUGCAGUGAUUCUCCCUGAAUCAUUCUACUUAGAUGGUUGUGAUAUUUGGAAGUUUAGCCUCAUUGGGCGAUUGGAUUUGAAAAGGGUUAAUUUUCAGGAUGUUAAAAACGACCUUGAACUUCAAUGGCAGCUAGGUCAAGGUAUGGUACAAUUCAUCCCUAUGAGUAGGGGUUUCUUCACCAUCAAGUUACAAUCGCAAGAGGCUAAAGACAAGUUAUUGAAGACUGAAGCCUGGUUUUUUGGUCAUCAAAAGCUAAACCUAAUUGAGUGGUUCCCUGGAUUUGAUGUUGAAAAACAAAGAACAUCCCAUGCUUCGGUAUGGGUUACGUUCCCUGGUUUACCUUUAGAGUUCUGGACGGAAAAAAAUUUGUUGUCCAUGGCUAAAUCUCUUGGUACUCCAAUUGUAGUUGACAAGCGUACUCUAGCUCAUGAGUAUGGUCACUUUGCUUCAGUCCUUGUUGAUAUUGAUUUUGCUGAGUCUGCUACAGAUACUAUCAAUGUUACGGUGGGGGGUUUGGAUUUUUGGCAGACUGUGGAAAUUCAAAAGAUGCCAAAAUAUUGUUCGAAGUGCAAGCUAAUUGGUCACACUGAUCAGGAAUGCAGAAAGCAAACCAAAGCUAACAAUGAGCGACAAAUGGUUACACAACACAAUGUUCAACCUCAUGUUGUUCAGCCUUAG